CGCUGCGUGCGGCUUGACGCAGCUGCCGAGCCGUCGCUCCCUGAGCAGAGACGGGGAGGGGACGGGGCUGAGGCUGAGGCUGCUGACCGGGCUGUGACAGGGGGAUCGAACCUGCAGCCUCCGGCUCCUCGGGAUGCUCUGAUGGAGUGAACCGGCCUCAGAGAUGCGCCUUCGUCUCCGCUCUCCGUCGACCAUGGACCCGGUUCUUCUUCUCUUCUCGUCUCAGUGAAGCCCAGGGGUCAGAGGUCGACCACCGAACCUGCACUUCUCCCUCUAUCCCCUGCACCCCCCCCCACUGAACCCUCAGCCUCUGUCACCCAACACAGUUUCCCCCAAAUCACUUCCCUCCCAUAUUCCUCCUCUCAUUUUGCUCUCCCAUCAUCUCCCAGCACCCGCUUCUCGCUGCCAGCCUCAGCCAAUCAGCCUCAGCUGAAAGAUCCUUAAUUAAAAACAGUGACUGUUGAGUAUUUCAUGAGGAGAGCCGGCCAGUCCUCCACCAGACACUGCGUUCGAGUGUCCUAGUCGUUCAUCUUCUCAUAAAACGCCUCUCACAUCAAGGCCUCAAGAUGAUGUGCGAGGUGAUGCCCACCAUCUCUGAGGAUGGGCGCAGCGGGGGAGGAACCGGCUCUUCGCCCCCGGCCAGCAGUGGAGGAGGAAUAGGAGGCAUAGGUGGAUACGGCAGCCGGGAACCCCGCAGCGGAGGAAGUGGCAGUGGAGGAGGAGGGGGCGGCACCGAUGAAGGUGGAAGCACGGGCAACCUGGAGUCGCUGAUGGUGAACAUGCUGACAGAAAGGGAGAGGCUGCUGGAGAGCCUGAGGGAUACACAGGACUGUCUGGGGACGGCCCACCUACGUCUGCGGGAGCUGGGCCACGAGAAGGAGUCGCUCCAGAGGCAGCUGUCCAUCGCCCUGCCGCAGGAGUUUGCAGUGCUGACUAAAGAGCUGAACCUCUGCCGGGAGCAGCUGCUGGAGAGAGAGGAGGAAAUCUCCGAGCUGAAGGCAGAGCGCAACAACACACGGCUGCUGCUGGAACAUCUGGAGUGCCUGGUGUCCCGUCACGAGCGCAGCCUGAGGAUGACCGUGGUGAAGCGGCAGGCGCAGUCCCCGGCGGGGGUGUCGAGCGAGGUGGAGGUCCUAAAAGCCCUAAAGUCUCUGUUUGAGCACCACAAAGCUCUGGAUGAGAAGGUGCGGGAAAGACUACGGGUGGCCUUGGAGCGAGUGGCCUCCCUGGAAGAGGAGCUGCAGUCCUCCUCUCAAGAGGUUGUGUCAUUAAGGGACCAAAUCAAGCGACGGCAGCAAGGACUAGAGAAUGGCAAAGAGCGGCUUCCCAACGGACCUUCCUCCAUCUUGGAUGACGGGGAAGUUGACAGGCAGAGAGAGAGCGAGAUCGAGCGGCAGAGGUCAGAGCUGGGACAGCUGAAAGAGAGACUGGCCCUCAUGUGCAGACAGGUCGGCGAGAUCGAGGAGCAGCUGACGUCGGCCAGGAGGGAGCUGGCCCGAUCGGAGGAGGCCAACCAGAAACUACAGAGGGACGUGAAAGAGGCACUUUGUCAAAGGGAAGACAUGGAGGAGAGAAUCACCACAUUAGAACGCAGGUACCUGAGCGCCCAGAGGGAGGCAACGUCUCUCCACGACACAAAAGAUAAACUAGAGAACGAGUUGGCCAGCAAAGAGUCUCUCCACAGACAGAGCGAAGAGAAGAACCGGCAGCUUCAGGAGCGUCUAGACGAUGCCAAACAGAAGCUACAACAAACUCUGCAGAGGGCCGAGACGCUGCCGGAGAUCGAGGCCCAGCUCGCCCAGAGAGUGGCAGCACUCAACAAGGCGGAGGAGCGUCAUGGCAACUUUGAGGAGCGACUGCGACAGAUGGAGGCGCAACUGGAGGAGAAGAACCAGGAGCUACAGAGAGCGAGGCAGAGGGAGAGAAUGAACGAUGAACACAACAAGCGCCUCUCCGACACGGUGGACAAGCUGCUGUCUGAGUCCAAUGAGAGGCUGCAACUCCAUCUGAAGGAGAGGAUGGCCGCACUGGAAGAAAAGAAUGCUCUGUCUGAGGAACUGUCUAACAUGAAGAAACUCCAGGAUGAUCUCAUAGCAAACAAGGACCAACUGAUUGCGGAGCUGGAAAGGCUUCAGCUGGAGUUAGAUCAGCUAAGAGCCAGACCUGGGGGCUCUUAUUCCAGUCGCUCACUGCCAGGUAGCGCUCUGGAGUUGCGGUAUUCUCAUGGAGGCGGGUCCCUCCCCACAGGUUCCACCACUCAUCUGGAUACCUUCUGUAACGCCUCCGCCGGGGGCGUGGUCAGGCGAAGUCACCGUGCCCGUUGGAGCUCUGCCCGAGAGGACUCGACCAAGUACCCCGAUUGGGAGAGUGGUGCUCUUCUUGGGACUGGGUAUGAUCCAGGCGUGGACGUGGGCUGCUCCGACGAUGAGGACGACGGGGAUCAUCGUUUUGGCUCCGAGCUGCUGUCCCCUAGUGGACAGACAGACGUCCAGACCCUGGCCAUCAUGCUGCAGGAACAGCUGGAGGCCAUCAAUAAGGAGAUCAAACUCAUUCAGGAGGAGAAGGAGAACACGGAGUUGCGGGCCGAGGAGAUUGAGAGCCGGGUCAGCGUGGCGUUGGACAGUCCCCCCAUGCCUCCGACCUCCCUGGGCAGAGACAGCACAGGACGGGGUUUCAUCCCCUCGUCCAUUACAUCCUCCACCCUGGCCUCCCCCUCUCCCCCCAGCUCUGGACACUCCACCCCUCGCCUGCCGCACUCCCCCGCCCGGGAGACUGAUCGACAGAACAACAAAGACGAUGAUCGGUCCCUCGCACUUCUUGACUCUACACCUCCUCCGACUCCUCGUGCGCUGCGAUUGGACAGGAUGGCUCUCACCCACCCAGGCGCGAUGCUCGACGACCCCCGGGACUUUCGCAGUCUCUCGGCAGAUGGUAGCAGCUCCAACAGCAGCCAAGAUUCUCUCCACAAGUCCAGUAAGAAGAAAAGCAUCAAGUCUUCCAUCGGUCGCCUUUUUGGAAAGAAGGAGAAGGGGAGGAUGGGCCAGCCCGGGCGGGAUGGAUCUGCUUCUCUUGCAUCUACACCCUCUGAAGAACUGGCCUCUGGAGACCCGAUGGGGAUCAACAAGACAGGGACUCUGGGUCCGGCAGAUAAAGACCGCCGCAGCAAGAAGAAGCAUGAGCUACUAGAAGAAGCAUGUCGCCAAGGACUUCCCUUUGCAUCUUGGGAUGGCCCGACUGUUGUAUCUUGGUUGGAGCUGUGGGUGGGGAUGCCAGCCUGGUACGUCGCAGCCUGUCGCUCAAAUGUUAAGAGCGGGGCCAUCAUGGCCAACUUGUCCGACACAGAGAUCCAGAGGGAGAUCGGCAUCAGUAACCCACUUCACCGCCUCAAACUGAGGCUGGCCAUCCAGGAGAUGGUGUCCCUCACCAGCCCGUCAGCGCCGGCCAGCACUCGCUCUUCGACCAGUAAUGUGUGGAUGACCCACGCAGAGAUGGAGACUCUGAACGCUGCCACCAAACCUCCGGAGCUGAAAGAGUUCAGCUGGGAUCAGAUACUGGCCUAUGGUGAUAUGAAUCACGAGUGGGUGGGCAACGACUGGCUGCCCAGCCUGGGCCUGCCACAGUAUCGCAGCUAUUUCAUGGAGUCCCUGGUGGAUGCACGCAUGUUGGACCACCUGACCAAGAAGGAACUGAGAGGACAGCUGAAAAUGGUGGACAGCUUUCACAGGGUCAGUUUGCAUUACGGCAUCAUGUGCCUGAAGCGUCUGAAUUACGAUCGCAAAGAGCUGGAGAGGAGGAGAGAAGAGAGCGCCCACCAGAACAAAGAUGUGAUGGUGUGGUCCAACGAGCGAGUGAUGUGCUGGGUCCAGACGAUCGGUCUGAAGGAGUACGCCGACAACCUCCGUGAGAGUGGCGUCCACGGGGCUCUGCUGGCUUUAGACGACACCUUUGACUACACUGACCUGGCGUUGCUGCUGCAGUGCCCCAAUCAGAACAUACAGGCCAGACAGCUCCUGGAGCAAGAGUACAACUCUCUCAUCUCCAUGGGAACUGAGAGACGACCCGAUGAGGAUGGAAAUAAGACGUUCAGCCGCUCGCCCUCCUGGAGGAAGAUGUUUAGGGAGAAAGAUCUCCGGGGCGUGACCUCUGACUCUGCCGAGACCCUGCCUGCUAACUUCCGUGCCUCAGCCAUCUCCACUCCCUCUGUUACCCUGAGAAAGGUUCAGAGUGAUGCCAGCUCUGGUGCCCGGGGUGAAUCUGCCUCAGUGAGGACAUAUUCCUGUUGAGGGGAUGAGGGCACUGACUGGAUUGGGACUAGAGGACCCUCUCGCUCGUCCACGGAGAAAGAAGCAAUGAAUAUACCAUUUAACUUUAAAAUAAAUCUUCUCGGUCUGACCAUUCUGCAAUAACAGAAGCAAAGGAAUAAAUGGGAAAAUGACAUGAAGAAUGUAUGAAUGUAUUUUCCAACCAGACUUGGAAGGUUGAAUGGGAUCAGCUGUUUUCUCUCUCUGUCUCUCUCUUCCUGUCGUUCUGUCUUUGCUCUCGCUGUCUCUCUCUCUCUCUCUCUCUCUCUCUCUCUCUCUCUCUCUCUCUCUCUCUCUCUCUCUCUCUCUCUCUCUCUUUGACUGUGCUGCGGAGUUGAUAAAGGGAGACGACGGCGUUGGUUAGGUGUGUUCCCGUCAUGCAGGUUUCCCUCUCUUUCAUUCCUGUCUGCGUCUGCACAUCGUCAGCAGAGUUGGCAAUAUCAGGGCUUAUUCUCCUUCCUUCAGAGGGAAAUCACUUGCUGCCAUUUAUUCUCCUACAGUAUGAAUACAACUAAACAUGUCGCCUUACAACUUCUGCUCAACAACAGGUGUUUGUAUUGAGAGUUGCGAGUCACCGUAAAGUUUGGAUUUUUAAAAACAAGAGGAAGGACAAGACUGUUAAAUCAUUUGGGGGGGGGAAAUGGGUGGACAGACGUGUAACAACUUUAAACAACGCCGACGUUCCCCUUUCUACUCCUGAGGCGACUGGUGUCUAGUGUCGGCCAUGGUGGCUCUAUUGUUGGCUUCUAUGGACCCUGUCGGGGUGAGUAAGUGUCCCCAAUUGGCUGGAGCGAUGUAGUAAAACAUGUUGGAAUUCAGACCACUGUUAAGUUCUGACCACAUCAGAGGGAGCCUCCUCGAGCUUCGUCUAUUGGCACCUUGAAAACUGAUAGGCUGAGUCAUUUCUUUUGAAGAGAGCCUUUUAUAAAGAUCAAAGGCUCCGAGGUGGAUGGGACGGGGCGGAGUGAGGUCACAGAGACAUUGUGUUCUUUGUUUUUACGAUGCUGAUGGCAGGUAAUGCUUAAAGUUAGUGUUGGUGCCACUUUAUGAAAAGCAGAUCUUUACAAGGGGUUUGUUCUUUUCAAAGUUUCAUCAGUGUUAAAGCGGCACAAUGCUCAGCCUGUGUGAACAGUCGUAUAACGUCGCCUGUGGUGCUGGAGGUCGUACGCCUCACGAUGUGACAGUAGCAUCAUCUGGGUGAACUCGCCAUUGUCUUGAUACUUAAAAUCUUCAACAGAAAUCCUGCUUUACAUAUGAGAGGCGUGGGGUUAGAAAUGGAUGCACAUUUGGAAAUGUAGGAUUCAGGGUUUUGGGAGUGUGGCCCAUACUUGAGAGUAAAAAGAUAUAUCUGCUUCUGCUUUAAAGACACACAUUUUCUGAGCAAAAUGAAUUGUCUAAGAGCCUGUUUACAGUAAUGUAUAUCAUAUACUAAUGCUUUACAGAUAGAUAUAAAAAGCGACUGGGUUUUGCGUUGCCAGGUUAUGAAAUGACUGAAUAAAAAUGUGUCAGUUUUAAUACCGAAUUUGUAAAAAUAAUUUCUAACUGGACACUUUGUGGCUUAGUAGGAAGUGCGUCAUUUAAAAAGUGUCUCUGCGGAUGGCAGUGUCCUCAACAACCUCAACAGCUAUCUGAUGGAUUUCUUUGAAAUGGAAAUGGUCGACACAUUCAUGGUCCCCUGAGGAUGAUUUGUAAAAAGCUGUGGUGACCACUGACCUUUCUUCUGGACCCAUCACAGGGUCAGAUUUUCUGACUGUGCUAUUAACAUUAACAUUUUAUAAUGCUAAAAUAAACAAGCAUACAAGUUAGCACCAAUAUGCUUAAAUACAGCCUUACAAAGACACAGGCAUGGCCACAAAUUCCUUCUUACUGAGCUAAAGAAAACAGUAAAUUUCACAACCUGGCAACCCAGAAGUAUCACUGAACUAUAAAUAUUAUGGUUUUAACAUACAAAAUCCAAUUAUUUAAAGACUAAAAAAACCUUUUGAAGUGCGCCUUUCUGUAAAGUGGCACCCAAGUUAUAAAUAUAUUAAGAAAGUCUCGUCUUUGAAGCCAAACUCUAACGCCUCAGUCGCCCUCCACAAUGUCAUUCUGCUGUUUAUGACCUGUAAUCAUCAGCUCAGGGUCCCGGCUAAUCCUGAUGAUGGGAGAGCGACAGAAAGACAAAACAGCGACCCAAAGGGAGGAGGAAAAAAAAACAGGAUGGACAGAAGUUGGUCAUUUUACUGCACACACAAGCCAUAACAGAAACCAAGAGCACGCCAGGGUUUGGGAGAUCAGAGGGAGGCAGGAAGAGAGGGGCGAGCCGGAGGAAGCCCAGGAAACAAAACCUUUAGCCUCUGUGUUUACGAUGCAUGUCAAACAAACGACAAUGACCUAAAAACAUUGUUUUUGGUGGUGAAGAUGAUAAUGAGGUGUCGUUAAAUAAAAAAAAUAUAUAUCUGUAUGAUAAACCUACAGGGGAGGGAGCCUGGGGAUCAAUUUGUAAAAUGUGUGUAUUUUUUUCAGUUGUAUUUUUUAUUUUUUACGAUAACUAUUUAUUUUCUUUAGGUAUGUAUUGGAUAAAUGUAUGUACACGUUCUGUUCCCCUCUCGACUUCAUUUGAACUAGUUUUAAAAGUCAAUAUGAAAACAUUGAAAAUGGUCAUUCAAAUAUGCUACUGUAUGUGUACAUUUUGAGAACCAAUUGUGCAAUGAUUUAACAGAUUUCCAUGAUUAAAGUGAUAGUAAUACAAAUUGAAAAUAUCAUCUGGAAAAUAAACAAUGAAGAUGAUCAUGAAAAUGGUGAUGUAAAAGAAAAAAAAAAUAAAGUGGUCCAGGUGGAUCUGCUUAUCAUCACAAA
Molecule: messenger RNA, 7139 nt
Organism: Hippoglossus stenolepis (Pacific halibut)
Lineage: Eukaryota; Metazoa; Chordata; Actinopteri; Pleuronectiformes; Pleuronectidae
Gene: ppfia3
Product: PTPRF interacting protein alpha 3
Exons: 31
Coding region: 567-4283 (1238 amino acids)
Biological process (GO): synapse organization
Cellular component (GO): presynaptic active zone
Molecular function (GO): protein binding
Source: RefSeq, a predicted model, not a curated record